Molecule: messenger RNA, 965 nt
Organism: Trichomycterus rosablanca
Lineage: Eukaryota; Metazoa; Chordata; Actinopteri; Siluriformes; Trichomycteridae
Gene: mgarpa
Product: mitochondria localized glutamic acid rich protein a
Exons: 4
Coding region: 96-776 (226 amino acids)
Biological process (GO): anterograde axonal transport
Cellular component (GO): mitochondrion
Source: RefSeq, a predicted model, not a curated record
UUUACCUCUCACUGUUCAGCACUGAUCUGCAGCUCUGUACUCUCCUGCAUUCCUCCUCUAUUCCUGCUCCACUUCUGUUUCAUUAACCAUAAGCCAUGUAUCUGUGCAGAGCAGCCUUGCAGAGGUUCUCUCCCCUGACACGUCCCUGCAUUACACACCGAGCAGUCCUGCACAGAGAUGUUGUUCCUCGGAGGCUCAUGUCAUCAGUUCCAGGCGGCUCCGGAGAAAACUUAGUCUAUGUAUUGCUGUGUGGUGGAGCCUUUGCUGGUUCUGUAGCAUAUACUUAUAGAACAAUAACCAGAGACAGUGCUCGUUAUUCUGACCGUGUCUCAGAGAUUGCAGCAAGACCAAAGGUUGAGUGGAAACCCAAACCAUGGCCACCGAAGAGUGCUGAAGAAGCAGAAGAGGCUGCUGAGGAAACAGCUGAGACAGUAGUUGAGACUGUAUCUGAGGUUGUCGUAGAUGAUGCAGAGCCUGUUGUACUGGCUGCUGAGGUAAAAACGGAGGCUGGCUCAGUUGUGGAGAAGGUUGCAGAGGUAGUUGUCGAGACGGCGGAAACGGUCGCUGAGGUGGCCAGUGUUGUCGAGAUGACAGCACAAGAGGUGGCAGCGGUAGCUCAUGAGGUGGAGAAGAUUGCAGAAGAGGUUGAGGCAGCAGCAAAAAAGCUGGAAACCACUGUGCUACCUGCUGUCGAGGAAGCAGAUGCAGAGAGCAACGGUACGGCAGCAAGCUCACAACAGGAGGCAGCUACAGACUCAGCUGAGACUGAGGCAUAAAGGGCAUUAGGGGGGCACAUACCCAUGCACACAUGCAAACUAUAUGGUAAAAAGUGCAUUACCCUCAAAAGAUAAUAACUCAACACGCACUAGAUUCCACUAAAGUACCAUGCAAUAAUUUAUUACAACGAAGAGAUGUGUAAAAGCAGAGUAGUGCAUUAUUAAAUUAUAUUUUAUGAUUAGAAAUUA